AGGUUAUAAACUCGUAUCACGGAUGCUGAUAUAUGAUAGUGAUAUGAACAUUUUAAAUCAUGACUUCGACGGAGAUGAAAGAUGCAUUAGCUUCCACAGCUUCAAUUUGUACAGUUUUACAAUUUUUAGCUGGCGUGCUAGUGUGCAGAAAAAUCAUUAAAAAUGGUACAACAGGAAAUAGUUCAGCAUUGGCAUUUGUAACAUGUUAUACAUCAUGUGUUUUAUGGAUGAGAUAUGGUAUGCUUAUCUCAGAUCGUUUUGUAUUGUUGGUAAAUGUUUUUGGCACAAUACUCCAAGCAUCAUAUGUUUGCGUGUUCAUUUUAUAUAGCGUUAAAAAAUUUAAAAUUGUUAAACAAAUGAUUGCAGCAACUUGUUUUCUUGGAGUUGUAUACUUUUACAGCUUUUAUGAAGAAGAUAAAGUAUUAGCUGCAAGAUAUGUUGGUUUUCUUAGCUGCACAGUAACAGUAUUAUUUUUUGCAUCUCCUUUAAUGAUGGUGGCACAUGUGAUCAGAGUAAAGAAUACCGAAAGUUUACCAUUUCCCAUUAUAAUGGCUUCUCUAAUAGUUUCUGCUCAGUGGUUUGCAUAUGGUUGCCUUAUUAAUGACAGUUUCCUACAAAUACCAAACUUCUUAGGAUGUGUUCUAUCUGCAUUUCAACUUUGUUUCUUUUUAGUUUAUCGAAGUGGAGAAACCAUUGAGGCUCAUUUAAUAUAACUUGCACCAUUGAAAUUAUUUACUUUAAAUAAAUGUAAUUCAAUACAUUUCUUAUGUAUUGAUGUAUAUAAUUUAAAAUAUAUGAUUUGUAUUUUUGAA
Messenger RNA from Osmia lignaria (orchard mason bee), 812 nucleotides. RefSeq names its product sugar transporter SWEET1 (gene slv). Gene Ontology annotation, cellular component: membrane. Gene Ontology annotation, molecular function: sugar transmembrane transporter activity. Gene Ontology annotation, biological process: carbohydrate transport. Lineage: Eukaryota; Metazoa; Arthropoda; Insecta; Hymenoptera; Megachilidae. The record is from RefSeq and is a predicted model, not a curated record.